This is a messenger RNA of Varanus komodoensis (Komodo dragon), 3324 nucleotides long. RefSeq names its product WD repeat domain 77 (gene WDR77). The transcript is spliced from 10 exons. Gene Ontology annotation, molecular function: protein binding. Bases 81 to 1118 code for a protein of 345 amino acids. Gene Ontology annotation, cellular component: methylosome. The record is from RefSeq and is a predicted model, not a curated record. Gene Ontology annotation, biological process: oocyte axis specification. Lineage: Eukaryota; Metazoa; Chordata; Lepidosauria; Squamata; Varanidae.
GCGAGCGUCGCUGGGGGCAGAACAGGGGUGUCCUGGGAGCACGUGGGCACGUUUGGAGUUGGUCUCGCGCUGCUCCAGCCAUGGAAGACGCGAAGCCCAGUGCCGGGCAGGCGGCCGAUGGAGAAGCCGGAUCCGAAUGGAACAUUCCGCCCAACGCGCCCGCUUGCAUGGAGCGGCACCUAGACGGGGCCCACUACCGGGCAGAUGGUUCCUUGCUGCUGGGAGCAUCCAGCUUGAGUGGACGUUGCUGGGUGGGUUCCAUUUGGGUAUUCAAGGAUCCAUCAAAAGCUCCAAAUGAAGGCUUCUGCUCUGCGGGUGUUCAGACUGAAGCAGGAAUAGCUGAUCUGAAAUGGGUGGCAGAUAAAGGCAUCCUGGUAGCUUCAGAUUCAGGCGCUCUGGAGCUUUGGGAGCUGGAUGAGAACGAGACUCUGAUAGUGAACAGAUUCUGUAAGUACGAGCACGACGACAUUGUGACUACAGUGGCUGUGCUCGCCAACAACAUACAGGCCGUCACUGGCAGCAAAGACUUCAGCGUGAAGAUCUGGGACAUCCCUCAGCAAACAGUGCUGAAUACCUACAGAGCUCAUUCCGGUCAAGUGUCAUGUGUGGCUUCCUGUCCUGGAAAGGAGACCAUGUUCCUCUCCUGCUCUGAGGACAGUAGGAUUUUACUCUGGGAUACCAGAUCCCCAAAACCAGCAACUCGGAUUGCCUGCAGUGCCUCUAGCAAUCUUCCUACCUCAUUGAUGUGGCAUCCACAUCGAAAUGACACUUUUGUAUUGGGUGAUGAAAGCGGAAUGGUUGUUCUUGUGGACGUAAAAAAUGCAGACUCUGCCCUCAGCUCACCUGUGCACUCCCGAAGCGUCACAGGGUUUGCUUUCUCCAAACACAGUUCCCCCUUGUUGGCUUCCAUCAGUGAAGACUGCUCGGUAGUUGUUCUUGAUGCCAGCUUUUCAGAAGUGUUUAGAAACCGGUCCCACCGGGACUUUGUGCGAGGCUUAUCAUGGUCACCACUGAACAAAAGCUCCCUGACGACGGUUGGAUGGGACCACCAAGUUCUACAUCACACAGUUCCAACACAGAAUAACCAUCCUGCUGGGAAAAACAAUGUAACUGCAUAGUUCUUGUGUGUUCUCCGUGUGGCUCCUUCUCCCUGGAAUAGAAUCUCUUCCCCCCACUUUUUUUUUUUUGGUCAAGCUCUGGGGUUGAGUGUGGCCUUUGCAGUCAAGAAGAAAGGCUCCAUAGCAAAUUCAUGUUAGAUGAGCACUAACUUCACACCAGCUGCUUGUUGCAGCCAGUCAGAUUCUGCAGCUAACAGAAGCCUUAAGGUGUUGUAGCAGAACAAUACAAACUACAAGAGAACUGACUUCAUUUGUUUUAAUUGUUGGGAGGCGGCUAAAAAGUAAAAAUACAUUAUAGAGAAGUGUGUUUUUGUUUGUUUUUAAUGUGAAAUAAAACAUUGCAAUAAUUUCCAGGCUUAUCUGGCCAGCUUGUAAUUGGAUUUGUGCUAUCAGAGAGUGAAAUACUUGUGCCAUAAGGUACAGAUUAGUCAACUCAAAAGAGAUGUGCUAAACUUGCUCAUGUUGAACCUCACACACACCAUUUGUCCCGUCUGUGGUCUGACUUGCCCCACCUUAAGGAGAAAGUGCACUGUGAUCUCCAAUAGCUUCUUGCCUGGGAAUGGUGGUCAAUAAGAAUGGAGGCUAAGUGCUCCCCUUGUGUAGUUGGGCAGUGUGACUGGCAUGAAUUAAGAUCUGUAGUGCCGAAGUUUCAGAAUGUUGCAGAUUCUGAUCAGGGAAGCAUUGGCAACAUGGCAGGAACAGACACUUCCUCUUGUGGUUUGUUUUUGUGAUUUCUUGGGUAGCUCUGUCCCAGAAAGCUUGACAGUCUUGCCCUGCACCAGAUACCUGCUUGACUAGUUCUGGGUGCCCAGGGCUCCCUUGGAUUUAUGCUGAUCUUUAUCCUAUGGCAAAUUAAGAAUGCCUGCAAUGGUGGCCUAUUGCUUAAAGCAGGACUGGGCGAAGGGUGGACCAAAUAUGACCUUCAACAUCCCACUAUCUAAAAAUGGCAGUUCUGCUCGAAAACCAAGCAUGUGGCAAGGGUGUGCCUUGUUUUCAAAGAAAAGAUCUGUUUUGUUGGCAGCCGCUUCUGUGGGAAAUCUGAUGAUGUGUGGUGGGGGAACCAAAGUUGCCCACCUGCCUUUAAGGGAAGCAAGAAGCCUUUGGAUCCCAUGAAGCAUUACCUUUCUAAGUCCACUCAUCUACUCCAGGUGAGAUCAGUUUAGGAGGUGGCACUAUUACCUUCACCCAUUUAACAGCUGUCAGAGGAGGCUCUUUCCUUCCCUGGCCAGUGGGUAUGUAAUAUGAAAGAAGGUGUACUCAUGUAAGUUCCAGGAAGCUCAGAAGUUACAAGUUGCUUUUUGGAUGCUGCACAUUCCUCAGAAGCAGCACUUCAUUGGGUGGGCAACUUCUGGCCCUCAGAGUGUUUGGCCUAUAACUUCUGUGACUUCUCACCAUUGGCUCUGCUGGCCAGAACUGAUGGGUGCUGUGGCCCUUCAGGUGUUCUGGCCUAUGAGUUUCCCACGCUUGGUUUAGUUACUGCUUGGGAAUCCCCUGACACUCCAAUUAGGCUUGACCAUGCAGUCCUAUGACUCAAUUCCAAAGUAAAUUUGAGUUCAGUGGGAAAAUGUACAUAGGAUUGCAGUGUAAAGCACUAAGGGCAGCCUCAUCCAAUCUGUCCCCCAGAUACUUUUGGGCUACAGCUCAGGUUUCCUGAGCAUUGGCCAUGCUGUGUAGGCUGAUGGAAGUUGAAGUCAAAAACUUCUGGAAGGCACCAGGCUGAGGCAGGCUGUGCUACAGCUUAGCUUUUAGGCUGUAUGCCUGGGAGAGGGGAGAAAGCAGCACUCAUCUUAAAAUGUUGCUUCAUUUAAGCACAGAUAAAUGCGUGAAGACUGCUCAGUGGUUCUCAAGCCCUGUAGGACUAACGGUGUGUAAGCCAGGUGUAGAGUUUUCUACACGAGCCCUCCGUGCCCCCAGAUUACAUUAGGUAGAGUGACGCAGUAGCUGGCAAGAAGCCACUCCUCAAUAUGCAGUUGCUGAUCCUUCAAGCAGGUGUGGAGACUGGCAAGUUCAGUCUUUGCAAAUUUUACAUGUUAACUACUGUGUGAAUUCCCAACUGCUGGUUGUGUCCACAUUUGUGUUUCGAACAAGUAGGCUAAUUUGCUGUUGUAUGUGCAUUUUUGUCCAUUAUAGUAUCUCCCAUGUUUCAUGAUGGCGUAGAGGAUGAAUAGUUGGCAUGGUGAUGUGGCAUGUUGUGGUUUUGUAAGGG